Molecule: messenger RNA, 723 nt
Organism: Penicillium mononematosum
Lineage: Eukaryota; Fungi; Ascomycota; Eurotiomycetes; Eurotiales; Aspergillaceae
Exons: 4
Coding region: 1-723 (240 amino acids)
Cellular component (GO): nucleus; cytoplasm
Source: RefSeq, a predicted model, not a curated record
AUGAAGUGGUUAUGCGUCCACGGCACAGGGUCCUCCGCCACCAUCUUCCAGGACCAGCUGGCGGCUGUCACAGCCCACCUCCCAAAGCAUGCAUUCCAUUUCAUCAACGGCCCCUUCACCUCCAAACCAGCCGCCGGUCUGGACCUCCGCUAUCCAGACGGUCCCUACUACACAUGGUGGCAAAAGGCAACCGUGCCUAAUAUUCGAGCUGCCUGUGAAAAUUUCCAUAAAUAUCUGAUCCAGCACAACAGCCCAUAUGACGGGGUGACAGAGAGACCAACCGAGCCAUUGCCAUUCAAAGCCGUGGUAUUCAUAUGCGGGGGACCGGUCUUCUCGGUGCUAGAAGGGCUGGGAAUGACCAUUUCGGACGAAGUUCAUGACGAUCCUGAAAUGGGGAAAGGACCGAUGGACUACUUCCGGGGAAAUGGUGAUACCGAUCUCCAUUUGGAUCCGUCGGCCCCGAUUGACCCCUCGAACGUAUUCGGACUGGAUACUAUACAAACGCCGCAGAAUCUGCGCAUUGAAAUUCCAACGCUCCAUGUCUAUGGGCGAGUUGAUCCUCGGUUGCCUGCUUCGCUGCAACUACUUUAUCUAUCAGAGUCCACAAAACGAUUGGCAUAUCAACAUGAGGGCGGGCAUAAUAUUCCACGGAGCUCUGCGGCAGCUGAGAGGAUUGCGCGAUUAAUAGAUGAAUGUGCUCAGAUGAUGGUGGAUACGCAAUAA